Molecule: messenger RNA, 678 nt
Organism: Trichomonas vaginalis G3
Lineage: Eukaryota; Parabasalia; Trichomonadida; Trichomonadidae
Product: helicase protein
Exons: 1
Coding region: 1-678 (225 amino acids)
Source: RefSeq, a predicted model, not a curated record
AUGUCAACAUCAUCAAUCCACUACUAUUGUCCAGUUUCAUUUAAAUACAGACUUCCAGCACUUGUUGAGUUUGUUAAAUCACACUUUAAUAAAGAUAAAAUAGUCAUUAUCUGCAAUGGCCCAAAACAAGUUGAAUUCCUUUCACACUAUUUCAUUCUUCUUCAAAUGACACCAUGCCGCAUUGUUGCUACAAUGUCACAAGAAGACCGUCAAAAUGCUGAACAGCGUUUCCAAGGAGCAAUCAAUAUUUGCUUGGUAUCACAAUCAAUUGUUGAAAAUGUUAAAUUAGGAAAUCCAACAUGGGUUGUUGAGUACGCCGUUCCAACAGCACUUUCAUCAUACGUUAAGAUGGUUCAAAAUAUUAAGGCACCAAAAUGGAUUCUUUUCGUAGAACCAAAUAAUGAAAAAGCAUUCAUUGAACGUUGCAAGUCAGCAGGACUCGAAUCUAAGGAGCUUCCUGUUACAGUUAACAAAUUACCAAACAUUGUUCCACGUCUUCUUGGUUUUCUUGAUCGCCGCUAUGAGUUUUAUAUGUCAUCACAGUUUGGCUACAGAGAAAUGAUUAGUGCUUAUGUUAAUUCAGAAAAUGAAGAAUUUAAUGCUCAAAAGUUAAAUCUUUUGGAAGCAUCAAUUUCAUUCGGUAUAGAGCACCCACCAAAACUUCCUUUAACAAAGUAA